Messenger RNA from Venustampulla echinocandica, 3057 nucleotides. RefSeq lists its product as uncharacterized. The record is from RefSeq and is a predicted model, not a curated record. Gene Ontology annotation, biological process: response to oxidative stress. Bases 1 to 3057 code for a protein of 1018 amino acids. Gene Ontology annotation, molecular function: peroxidase activity; heme binding. The transcript is spliced from 5 exons. NCBI's taxonomy places the organism in Eukaryota, Fungi, Ascomycota, Leotiomycetes, Helotiales, Pleuroascaceae.
AUGAAGCUGCAUUUCAAUACCGUAUUAGGAUGCAUAGUUGGGUUCUUGAGCGUGGGUUCGGCUGCGCCAACGUGGCCAGCGGCGAUCGACGAGUUGGAAGAUGUGAUGUUUCUAAACACGGGAUACAAGAGUAGAGGAUUCUCGUCCCAUAUUACACCCUGCUCCUUUUCGGAAUUUGGACCGGGACGACAGACUGCAGCAGAAUGGCUCCGGAUCGGUUUCCACGACAUGUCCACCACGAAUAUUUUCUUUGAGCCGCAUGGAGGGAUCGAUGGGUCGAUUGCAUUUGAGUUGCAAAAUGGAGAGAACAUUGGUGCCGGCUUCGAGACGAGCCUCAAUACAUACUCGAGUUUCUUCAACUCCCGAUUAUCUGUCUCGGAUAUGAUAGCUCUGGGUGUCUAUGCAUCGGUUCGAGGUUGCGGUGGGCCCGUUGUGCCCAUGCGUGGUGGAAGAGUAGAUGCUACUGCUGCUGGCCCGAUGGGAGUCCCUCAGCCACAGAAUGCACAGGGGAUUUUUGUCAAUCAGUUCGCGAGGAUGGGCUUCAACUCAGUAGACAUGAUACAAAUGACGGCUUGUGGACAUACUUUGGGAGGCGUGCAUGCUGGCAACUUCCCUAACAUCGUGACACCAGGAACUGCGCCAGAUGAUUAUCACCUAUUUGACACGACCCUCGAAUUCGAUAACAACGUUGCAGUACAGUACGUCAACGGUCAAACUACCAACCCGCUCGUCGUUGGGCCGUCUGUGGCAAGCACCAGAAACUCAGACUUUGUUGUCUUUAACACUGAUAAGAAUGUGACGAUCAAGACUAUGACAAAUGCGCAGACAUUCCAAAGUGUGUGUUCUUCUAUCCUACAACGAAUGAUCGAGACGGUACCUCCAACUGUCCCCUUAUCGGAUAUCAUACAACCGUAUGAGGUUAAACCAGCCGGUUUGCAACUUACCUUGCUAUCUGGAGGGACGCAGAUUCAGUUUUCUGGGGAUAUUCGGGUUCGAACAACGGUUCGAAGCGCCUCACAGAUUGCCACUGUACAGCUUACCUAUAAGGACAGGACUGGUGGAAGCGCUUGCGGAAGCUGUAGUAUUACUACAUCCGUGAGCGGCACGGCGAAUGGAUUCGAUGACAGCUUUUCGUUCUAUUCUUUCAGCUCAAACCUACCUGCUACCUCCUCGAUAUCGUCCUUCACUGUGGUAAUCACUGGUACCGACGGAACCACCGAGACGUAUGACAAUAACGCUAGCGGGUUUCCCAUUCAGGAUUCGGUUAUCGCGCUUGCUCCCCAGAGUUGCCUUAGCAAUGGAAACCUCACAGUCUUUGCUGCAGUCCAUACUAGUGUCACCACCCCUGUGAGUGUGUCCAUUACACAGAAAGUACCAAGGGCUGCAGGAACACCAGUCCCUGCGCUAGUAAGCUCGAGUGUUGCUAUGAUUAAAAGAUCCACUGUUGGGCAAUACGAUAUCUACAGUGCUAGCUACACUAUUUCUUCGGCUACUGGUACCAAGUAUGGAGUAUCGAGCGGCUCGUUCACCGACGACUUCAAGGACGCGACCAGCCUAGGAAGUACAUGUGCUCCUUUGGGCACGGCAGUUCCAAGCAGCAGCUCCUCUUCUAGUUCAGCCACCUCAACAAGCAGUUCCUCUUCUAGUACUGCGGAGUCUAGCAGUAGCACAUCGAGCUCCCUCACAUCCAGUAGCACUUCAACGUCUGCUACAUCGACCCCAACGCUUGGAGUGAAACCCACAAUUGGCGCAUAUACCUUCCAAGGAUGCUACACAGAAGGGACGGGCGUCAGAGCUCUCUCAGGAGCAUCCUUUUACAGCUAUCCCGAUAUGACUCUUGAGAUGUGUGCAACUAAUUGUGCCGGAUUUACGUACUGGGGCGUCGAGUAUGGUGGAGAAUGUUACUGUGGGAAUACACUUGAUGCAACAUCCACCAUGGCUGCUCUUAAUGAUUGCAACUUCAUCUGCCCAGGAAACAGCUACGAGUAUUGUGGCGCAGGCAACAGACUGGAGUUAUAUAAACUCACCAGUGCCAUAUCGAGUACUAGUAGCAUUUCUUCGAGCACCAAAUCUUCGUCAUCUAGUACCGCCCCGACAAGCUCGUCGAGCUCGACAUCACCUACUGAACCCCCAACUACAUCAACGUCUUCUAGCUCGGUAUCCUCCACAGAGGUAUCGACAUCCUCCUCGACAAGCCCCUCCGCAUCACCUACCCUUCAUAUUGUUCCAUCAGCCGGUCCUUACAAGUACCUAGGGUGCUAUACUGAAGGCGAAGGAGUCCGAGCCCUUGGCUCCGCAUCAUACCCGUCAGACACGCAAACAAUUGAGGCCUGUGCCGCGGCCUGCGCCCCUUAUAAAUAUGCAGGUGCCGAAUAUGGACGCGAGUGUUGGUGCGCGGAUUCCUUUGGUGCUGGGUCGGUUCUUGUACCGGAUAGUGAUUGCUCAAUGACUUGUGCUGGCAGUCAGUACGAGUACUGUGGAGCAGGAAACAGAUUGACUGUUUACGUUAUGAAUGGCACAGAUACGACAGGUCCUUUGUCCAGCACCAGCAGAAUUUCCAAUUUAAGCUUAGGACCGUCAACUUUUGGCUUACCAAAAUCUAGUUCAACUACUCGCUCAACAACUAGUUCAAGCAAAACUACAUCUCCUACCGUCGGCAGCAGCACAGCGACACCGUCCUCCUCAUCAACCCUCACAACCAGCACGAAAUCAUCUUCGUCGGCAGUGUCCACGCAAACAGCUGCAGCCAUAAAACAAAACAUCGGAGACUAUACCUAUUACGGUUGUCAAACUGAAGGAACGGGCGUCCGAGCACUUUCUGGCGCGGCAUCUUUCAACUACACUUCGAUGACCCUCGAGAUGUGUGCAGAAAGCUGUGCAGGAUAUAAAUACUGGGGCGUGGAAUACGGAGGAGAGUGCUAUUGUGGCAAUACCUUCAAUACUGGAAGCGCGGCCGCACCGGAAGGUGAUAAAGGAUGCAGCUUCCUGUGUCCAGGAGAUAAACUUGAGUACUGUGGAGCCGGGAAUAGAUUGAGUGCUUAUGUUUUAAAUGCAUAG